AUGAUAAAGACAGUGGUGACUGGACUUUUGUGCGCUGCAGCUGCGCUAACUGCCGGAAUCCUGAUUGGACACUACGGCAUCGACAAAAGUAGCGACUCCGCGCCGUCCUGGGUGAAGGAUGUGUCCAAGGAUGUGGAUGAGAACUUGCUCGAGGAGCUUUUGUCCCAGGUGGACAACAACCGCAUUCAGGAAAACCUCAGGGAGUUGAGCAAAACUCCUCACAUGGCCACCACAGUCGGAGACGAGCAAACGGUGCAGUUGAUGCUGAACAGAUGGAGGGAUCCAGAAACGGGUCUGGACCGGGUGUGGAGGGAGGAAUACAUGGUCUACCUGUCCUUUCCUGAUCCCGACAAGCCCAAUAAAGUCACUGUUGUGAACGCGUCCAAUGCCGUGCUGCACACGGUCAGGGAGAAAGAGAAGGCUUACACUGCGGACCAGGAGGAUCCUGCUGUGGUUCAAUCCUAUGCUGCGUAUUCUCCUGCAGGGCAAGUACAGGGCAAACUUGUUUACGCCAACUACGGAUCAGCAUAUGACUACUGGCUGCUGAACCAGACAAUGAACCUCAAAGACACUAUCGCCAUCACAAAAUACGGUGGCACUGGGAGAGCAGACAAAGCCAUCAACGCGGCUCCCUACGGUAUCAGCGGCGUGCUCGUCUACACGGACCCAUUGGACAUGAACGACGGCUUCAUGUCGGAUAACAACGAGACAUAUCCGCAUUCUUGGUACAUGCCCCCUUCGGGCACGGAGAGAGGCGCGUUUUCCUCGAUUUAUGGCGAUCCGCUCACUCCAUAUUUGGCUGCCAAAGAAAAAACGUACAGAAUUCCAGAGGAGAAGAUCACUGGGAUUCCUCCCAUUCCCAUUCAACCCAUCGGCUAUGAAGAUGCCUACACGUUAAUCUGUGAGCUGGGUGGAGGACAAGCUCCAGUGGAGUGGCAAGGAGCUUUUAACUGCACAUAUAACGUUGGCGGUCCGGGCUUUCGACCCUCUUCUGCUUUCAACAACAGUGACGUGAAGCUGGCCGUAUUCAACAAUGGCCAGUUGAAGAACUCCUCCAAUGUGAUGGGAGUCAUCAGGGGCAGCGUGGAACCCGACAGAUACGUGAUCUACGGCAACCACAGGGACAGUUGGGUUCACGGCGCCAUCGACCCGGGCAGCGGGACGUCCGUCAUGCUGGAGCUGACUCGUGUGCUCGGCAAGGCGCUCAAGCAAGGCAAAUGGAGGCCUCGUCGGUCCAUUAUAUUUGCGAGCUGGGGGGCAGAGGAGUUUGGUCUCAUUGGGUCCAGUGAAUACACUGAGCAAUAUCUCACCAAGCUCAGCGAACGCACGGUGGCUUAUAUCAACGUGGAUGUUGCCGUUCAAGGCAACGCUUCUCUCCAAGCAUCAGGAAUGCCAUCGCUACAGAACGUCAUCUUCAAAGCCGCCAAGCAGGUCAAGGCUCCUGGAAUGGAUUCGAUGUCUGUGUAUGACAAGUGGAUCCGCUAUGCGAAUAGGACAAGCCCGGUCUAUGGACCCAUUCCCAGUUUUGGGUACUUGACAGGAGCCGGAAGCGAUUACGCCCCUUUCGUGCACUACCUUGGAAUCACUUCCUUGGAUAUUUCAUACACUUUUGACAGGACUAAAACAAGAUCUCGGAUUUACCCGGCGUAUCACACUGCAUAUGACACAUUCGACUACUCCGCCAAGUUUAUUGAUCCUGGGUUCUACAUCCACCAGGCCGUCGGCAAAACCGCCGGGAGCGUCCUGGUGCGACUGGCCGACAGUCUGGUGUUGCCGUUAAACUGCAGCGACUACGCGGAGAGUCUUGAGGACUACCUUAGCGUGGCUUUGCUGAUUUAUGAAGACCAGCUCCUUGCUCACAAUAUCUCCAUGGAACCAAUCAAACGUGCAGUGGCCAACUUCCGCAGUGCAGCUUCCAACUUAGACAAAGUCAUUCGAAGCUCAGAUCUGGCAAAUGAAACGCCACUGAAGGUACGAAAGAUUAAUGACCAGCUCAUGCUGCUGGACCGAGCGUUUUUGAACCCCGUGGGGUCCCCAAGUAAAUUCAGACACGUCAUCUGGGCGCCACUCGAAGUCACCAUGAACACCUUCCCCGGUUUGAGCGACACUUACGUCCAAGCUAUGUCCUCGGGAACACCCGCCGCCUGGUCCCAAGUGCAUCUCCUCGUGUCAGUCAUGAGCCAGGCCAUUGACGGUGCCGCCCAGAUGCUGCUUGAUGUCAUAUAGAUCACAACAGACUGUCAAGAAACAAGCACUUCCUGUAUAAAAAUGC
This is a messenger RNA of Hippocampus zosterae (dwarf seahorse), 2272 nucleotides long. It is a transcript of the gene naaladl1, whose product is annotated as N-acetylated alpha-linked acidic dipeptidase like 1. Gene Ontology annotation, molecular function: carboxypeptidase activity. Lineage: Eukaryota; Metazoa; Chordata; Actinopteri; Syngnathiformes; Syngnathidae. Bases 1 to 2226 code for a protein of 741 amino acids. The record is from RefSeq and is a predicted model, not a curated record. The transcript has 19 exons.